AUGUCAUCCAGCGAUCACCACACAUUUUCAAUAGACAAUCAAGACCUCGUCGCCAACUGGAUUAUGACCUUUAAGCUGCAAGGAGCUUUCACAGCACUUGUGACGCCUUUUACAGAAGACGGAAGUGCCGUAGACUACGCCAAACUGCGUGAGUUAGUGGAGUGGCAGAUCCAGGAAGGCAUUAAUGGUCUUGUGCCGAUGGGUACAACAGGUGAGUGCCCCACGGUUACGCACGAAGAGCACGAUCGCGUGAUCGCUGAGGUGGUUGCUGCAGUCAACGGCCGCAUACCUGUCGUCGCAGGCACGGGCUCCAACAACACGGCCGAAGCGCUGCGUUUAACGCGCGCAGCUAAGGAUGCAGGCGCUGAUGCCUGUCUUGUGGUAUGUCCGUACUACAACAAGCCUACGCAAAAGGGCCUGUAUGCCCACUUUAAGGCUGUGGCUGAAGUAGGUCUGCCAGUAGUCCUGUAUAACAUCCCCGGGCGGACCAACGUCAACUUGUCGCCUGAGACCAUUGCUGAGCUCUACAAGCUGCCCAACAUUGUGGCCAUUAAGGAGUCUACAGGCUCUCUGGACCAGGCCAUGGAGAUUGCUGCUCUGUGUGACAUCACUAUUUUGUCUGGUGACGACAACCUGACGCUUCCGCUCAUGGCGAUGGGUGCUACGGGUGUCAUUAGUGUACUUUCCAACGCCUCCCCAAAGAAGGUUCUAGCUGUCACGAAUCCGAUGCUAAAGGGCGACUAUGCUACCGCUCGCAAAGCUGCUUUAGAAAACAUCUUUCUGGUCAAGUCGCUUUUUAGUGAGGCCAAUCCGCAGCCCAUUAAAAAGGUGCUGCAGCUUAUGGGCAAGUGCUCGUCUGCUGUGCGUCCCCCUUUGGUAAAGUGCGAGCCCUCAACCAUUGAAAAUCUCACGAAGCUGGUCCAGGAGCAUAAGCUUAUAUAG
Molecule: messenger RNA, 942 nt
Organism: Peronospora belbahrii
Lineage: Eukaryota; Oomycota; Peronosporomycetes; Peronosporales; Peronosporaceae
Source: the annotation of a GenBank genome assembly